GGGAUACCAACCGUACUGUUAAAUAGAAAUGUAAUUGCAUACCAAAAUUCGUAGCUUGAGUGCUUUUCUUAUAAUAAAACGUAAUUUACAUUCGAAACAUUUCCGUGGACGUUACCAGUGAGUAGCUGUGGUACUCUCAGAAGUGUAAGUGCGCGAGUUUAAUUUUCCGUAUCAUAAUAGCGAGAUGAGUUCUAGUACAUGCUAUAGGUGCAAUCGCACUGGUCACUUUGCUAGAGAAUGUCCAGAGGGAGGAUCUGGCGGUGGCGGAGGAUAUGAGCGACGUGGAGGCCAACAGAAAUGUUACAAAUGCAACCGAUUUGGGCAUUUCGCACGUGAAUGCAAGGAGGACCAGGAUAGGUGCUACCGCUGCAAUGAAGCCGGACACAUCGCCCGGGAUUGUCAACAAAGCCCCAGUGAUCCAUCAUGCUACAACUGCAACAAGACGGGGCAUAUUGCCCGAGAUUGCCCUGAGUCAGCAUCCAUGGGCCCAUGUUGCUACAACUGCAACAAGUCAGGGCACAUUGCUCGUGACUGCCCAAAUUCAGCCAGUAAGGCAUGCUACAGGUGUGGCAAGACUGGCCACAUAAGUCGUGAAUGCGAUCAGGAUGAUAAUUAGAGAACUCUGUUGUAUAAAAGCUGUUGUUUGGGGGUACACUUUUACUUUCUUUUGCCAUAUAACCAUAUUUUCAGUAAGGAUUUACAUAGGUACCAAGAA
Cryptotermes secundus is the source of this 715-nucleotide messenger RNA. RefSeq names its product CCHC-type zinc finger protein CG3800. Gene Ontology annotation, cellular component: cytoplasm. The coding region runs from base 185 to 616 and encodes 143 amino acids. The transcript has 2 exons. NCBI's taxonomy places the organism in Eukaryota, Metazoa, Arthropoda, Insecta, Blattodea, Kalotermitidae. Gene Ontology annotation, molecular function: translation regulator activity; mRNA binding; single-stranded RNA binding. Gene Ontology annotation, biological process: positive regulation of cytoplasmic translation. The record is from RefSeq and is a predicted model, not a curated record.